UGGUUUUGGGGACCCCAAGCGCCCCCAAACCUCCCGGUGAGAGCCUGCUGAGCGAGUCGAGUCACCUGACCUUAGGGUUGCCCUGGGCUGGAGGCCAUUCACCCCAACCGGCCCCCGGGAUAGACGCAAUAUUAACUGAUCCCUGAAGCAGCCCUAAAUCCGGCGCUGGGGAGGACACUACCGCAGAUCUGCCAAGGGCUCGCGUGCCACGAGUAGACAGGCAGUGAGCUUUUGGGUGACCAAAGCCACAUAAUGUCUACAGUUCGUUCAUCCGUCCAUGCCAAAUGGAUUGUGGGGAAGGUGAUUGGGACAGCAAUGCAAAAAACUGCUAAAGUGAGAGUGACCAGGCUUGUUCUGGAUCCCUAUUUAUUGAAGUAUUUUAAUAAGCGGAAAACCUACUUUGCUCAUGACGCUCUUCAGCAGUGCACAAUUGGGGAUAUCGUGCUUCUCAAAGCUUUACCUGUUCCACGAACGAAGCAUGUGAAACAUGAACUGGCUGAGAUCAUUUUCAAAGUUGGAAGAGUCAUAGAUCCAGUGACAGGAAAACCCUGUGCAGGAACUACCUACCUGGAGAGUCCAGUCAGUUUGGAAACAAACCACCUAGCCAAAAAUCUAGAAGAACUCAAAAUCUCUUCCUCACAGUGAAGGAGGAUUAUAAGAAGAAACCAAAGGGAAAAAUUUACAUGUUUACUUUAUGGAAAAAGAAAUUUUUCUAAGUUUCAUCACAAA
Nycticebus coucang (slow loris) is the source of this 729-nucleotide messenger RNA. It is a transcript of the gene MRPS17, whose product is annotated as mitochondrial ribosomal protein S17. Gene Ontology annotation, molecular function: structural constituent of ribosome. The transcript has 3 exons. Gene Ontology annotation, biological process: mitochondrial translation. The record is from RefSeq and is a predicted model, not a curated record. Gene Ontology annotation, cellular component: mitochondrial small ribosomal subunit; ribosome. NCBI's taxonomy places the organism in Eukaryota, Metazoa, Chordata, Mammalia, Primates, Lorisidae. Bases 253 to 645 code for a protein of 130 amino acids.